AUGGAGAGCACGCCGGCGGCCACCGCCAGCUCCAGCGUCGUCAGCCAUGGAGUUCGUAGGGAGGGCGGGAGCCUCCUCCUCCUGCCGUUCCCGGGGGCACAGGGCCACACGAACCUGAUGCUGGAGCUGGGCCGCCGCCUUGCGCGCCACGGCCUCCGCCCCACGCUCGUCACCACCCGCCACGUGCUCUCCGUCACCCCGCUCCCCGGCGCGCCCUUCCGCGUGGCUCCCAUCUCCGACGGCUUCGACGCCGGCGGCUUCGCCUCAUGCCUUGACACCGACGAGUACUUCUCCCGGCUGGAGGCCGUGGGGUCCGAGACGCUGAGGGAUCUCCUGCUUUCGGAGGAAACGACCGCGGUGCGCGUGCUAGUGUACGACUCGCACCUGCCGUGGGCAGGGCGGGUGGCGCGCGCGGCCGGCGUGCCUGCCGCGGCGUUCUUCUCGCAGCCGUGCGCUGUGAACGUCAUCUACGGUGAGCUGUGGGCGGGUCGGCUGGCGCCGCCGGUGACGGACGGGCGUGAGCUGCUGGCGCGCGGAGCGCUGGGCGUGGAGCUGGGGCCGGAGGACGUGCCGCCAUUCGCAGGGGCGCCCGAGUCGCAGCCAGGGUUUUUUAAGAUGUCGAUUGGGCAGUUCGACGGGCUGGUGGAGGCGGACGACGUGCUCGUCAACUCAUUCAGCGACAUCGAGCCAACG
This is a messenger RNA of Triticum dicoccoides, 693 nucleotides long. RefSeq names its product UDP-glucosyltransferase UGT13248-like. Gene Ontology annotation, biological process: detoxification. NCBI's taxonomy places the organism in Eukaryota, Viridiplantae, Streptophyta, Magnoliopsida, Poales, Poaceae. The annotation marks the transcript as partial. The transcript has a single exon. The record is from RefSeq and is a predicted model, not a curated record. Gene Ontology annotation, molecular function: quercetin 7-O-glucosyltransferase activity; quercetin 3-O-glucosyltransferase activity.